AUGAAGAAUCUAAAUCAGUUGGUGUGGAAGAGAAAUCAAGACAAAGCAAUUAAUGCUCUUAUAAGUUAUCACAGAAAUCAAUAUGAGGAUCGUCGAUGGAGACUACCUUGCCACAAGUCGUUCUCGCAAGGCGUAUCGCACUGGACCAAUCAUUACGUCAAUGAUUUUGACAUGCCCUUCCAAUUUGUCUGUCCACACAACCAUGUCAUCACUGGAAUGAGUGGGGUACAUAGCAACCCACAUGAAGAUAGAAGAUAUAAGUUCAGAUGCUCGUUGUACGUGGGAAGAUAUCAAACGGCUUGCGAAUGGACAGGCUACUUGAAUCAGUUUGACCAAUAUUUGCAUUAUGUUGUUCCAAGUACGCAUUUCUUGACAGGAAUUAAGAGUUACCAUGUAAAUCACUACGAGGAUCGUCGAUUUGCUGCUUACAUUUGCAAGUUUGUGGCGUCGCGAUAGAAGCAAUGAUGAGCGGGAGAUUACAGUGUUUUUUGAAAAAAAUUUGUGUCGUAAAAUUAAUGCUGUUAACAAAUGUAUUUUUCUCUCUGUCAUGACACAUUUCCUUCCAUAUAUCAAUUUACAUUACCCCCCAAGACUUUUAAAUUGAUACAAAAGAUAAAAAAGUUUCUCAUUA
Molecule: messenger RNA, 631 nt
Organism: Hydractinia symbiolongicarpus
Lineage: Eukaryota; Metazoa; Cnidaria; Hydrozoa; Anthoathecata; Hydractiniidae
Product: hemagglutinin/amebocyte aggregation factor-like
Exons: 3
Coding region: 1-456 (151 amino acids)
Source: RefSeq, a predicted model, not a curated record